This is a messenger RNA of Ilex paraguariensis (yerba mate), 2287 nucleotides long. The record is from the annotation of a GenBank genome assembly. Lineage: Eukaryota; Viridiplantae; Streptophyta; Magnoliopsida; Aquifoliales; Aquifoliaceae.
UAUGAACACUCAAAGCUACUCUCUAUUUAAGCCACAACCCUUUUGUCCUUACAACUCAGGAUAUUCAUAGCCAUCCAAUAAGUUCCUCUCUCUCUUUCUCUGCAUAUUCAAAGUACAACCAGUGCAUAAGAACAUGGACACUGCCAUGGGAAAUGGGCAUUCAAACGGUGUGGACUCGGGUUUUUGCAUUAAAGACCCGUUGAACUGGGGUGUGGCAGCUGAGUCAUUAAAGGGUAGCCACUUGGAUGAGGUGAAGAAAAUGGUGGCGGAGUUUCGGAAGCCGGAGGUGCGGCUUGGUGGCGAAACCUUGACGAUAUCGCAGGUGGCGGCGAUCGCCGCCCGUGAUAAUGCUGUCACGGUGGAGCUCUCGGAGGCGGCGAGGGCAGGAGUUAAGGCCAGCGGUGACUGGGUUAUGGAGAGCAUGAACAAGGGUACAGACAGCUAUGGUGUCACCACUGGUUUUGGUUCUACUUCUCAUAGGAGGACCAAACAAGGUGGUGCUCUUCAGACGGAGCUCAUUAGGUUUUUGAAUGCUGGGAUCUUUGGCAAUGGAACAGAAUCUUUUCCUACAAUUUCUGCUUCGGGCGACCUUGUCCCCUUAUCCUACAUUGCCGGAUUACUCACUGGCAGGCCCAACUCCAAGGCUGUCGGACCUGCGGGAGAAACUCUCAAUCCAGAGGAAGCAUUUCAUCGUGCUGGAAUUGAUGGCGGGUUCUUCGAGUUACAGCCCAAGGAAGGCCUUGCCCUUGUCAAUGGCACGGCUGUUGGCUCUGGCUUGGCCUCUAUGGUUCUUUUUGAGGCUAAUAUACUUCUUGUGUUAUCUGAAGUUCUAUCUGCUAUUUUUGCUGAAGUAAUGAAUGGUAAACCCGAAUUUAUCGACCAUCUAACACACAAAUUGAAGCAUCACCCUGGCCAAAUCGAGGCUGCAGCUAUUAUGGAACAUAUUUUAGAUGGUAGCUCUUAUGUUAAAUUAGCUCUGAAGUUACAUGAGAUGGACCCAUUGCAGAAAUCGAAACAAGAUCGUUAUGCUCUUCGAACAUCACCCCAGUGGCUCGGGCCACAGAUUGAAGUAAUCCGUUCAGCAACAAAGAUGAUCGAGAGGGAGAUAAACUCAGUGAAUGAUAACCCUUUGAUCGAUGUUUCGAGGAACAAGGCCUUACAUGGUGGUAAUUUUCAAGGUACCCCAAUUGGUGUCUCCAUGGAUAAUACUCGUUUGGCUAUUGCAUCGAUUGGAAAACUCAUGUUUGCACAAUUCUCCGAGCUAGUUAAUGACUUAUACAAUAAUGGGUUGCCUUCUAAUCUCUCUGGUGGACGCAACCCGAGUUUGGACUAUGGUUUCAAGGGAGCUGAGAUUGCUAUGGCAGCAUACUGUUCCGAGCUUCAAUUUCUUGCCAAUCCGGUCACUAACCAUGUCCAAAGCGCUGAGCAACACAACCAAGAUGUGAACUCCUUGGGCUUAAUAUCUUCGCGAAAAACCGCUGAAGCUGUUGAUAUCUUGAAGCUCAUGUCAUCAACAUAUCUUGUAGCACUAUGCCAAGCUAUUGAUUUGAGGCAUAUGGAAGAGAAUUUGAAAAAUACUGUCAAGAAUACAGUCAGCCAAGUAGCUAAGAGAACUCUGACUAUGGGUGUCAAUGGGGAGCUUCACCCAUCAAGGUUUUGUGAGAAGGAUUUGCUUAGAGUUGUGGAUCGUGAACACAUUUUUGCUUAUAUCGAUGAUCCCUGCAGUGCUACCUACCCGUUAAUGCAAAAAUUAAGGCAAGUUCUCGUCGAACACGCACUGACAAAUGGCGAUAAUGAGAAGAAUGUGAGCACUUCGAUCUUCCAAAAGAUUGGAGCUUUUGAGGAUGAACUUAAGACCCUAUUGCCAAAAGAGGUUGAGAGCACAAGAACUUUGGUUGAGAGUGGAAAUCCAGGAAUUCCUAAUCAAAUUAAGGAGUGCAGGUCUUACCCAUUGUACAAGUUUGUGAGAGAAGAGCUGGGGACAGGACUACUGACCGGAGAGAAGGUCCGAUCGCCGGGAGAGGAGUUCGACAAGGUGUUUACUGCAAUGUGCAAGGGGCUGAUCAUUGAUCCAUUGUUGGAUUGUCUCAAGAGCUGGAAUGGUGCCCCUCUUCCAAUAUGUUAGUUUAAUUUGCUACAUUUUGAAACACUUGUACACCUUUGUUGUCUUCAAUUUUUAUUUUUCUGUUAUUGUUUGUCUCUAGACUAAAAUUAAGGUUGUAAGAUUAUCUAUGAACUCAAACACUUUCAAUGUCCGUGAAUUGGUGCUUCAAUAGUAAAUUUGGUC